CUACAUCACAUGCACAUCCAUGGUGAAGAAAUUUACCCCAACCGUGCAUGAAUUCAGAAACAAAGCAGUUGGCCGAGAACUUAUGGUCCCAAAACUGGAACACGUUUAUCUCGUCCUCCAGUGAGAUUGCUGUGCUUUAAAUCCUCCACCCUUUGCUAGCUUUUCCUCUUCAACUCAAUCCAAAAACUAGAGAGAGAGAGAGAGAGACAGAGAGAGAGAGAGGGAGAGAGGGAUCAGAUGGCUGAUCCAAGCCCUCUUCUCAAGCGUCAAAGUCCGACGACGUCGCCGUCCAUCGAAGAUACGAUCGAAAGCUGCAUCGGUCCGUCGGGCCUGGCACAACUCCUCCAGGCCUUCAUCAUCUCCUUCGCCUGGUUCUUCGAUGCGCAACAAACCUUCAUCAGCAUCUUCGCGGACACGUAUCCUUCGUGGCGCUGCACGUACAGUAAAUACCCGUCCUGCUCGUCCGCUACUCCCUGCAGCCUCCCUCCGGCCUCCUGGUCGUGGAGCCAGUCGAAAGAGACAUCGAUAGUCUCUGAGUGGAACCUCGAGUGUGCACCUCCUGCACUCCUCGGCCUCCCUGCGUCGGCUUACUUCUCCGGAUGCCUCGCUGGGGGCCUGAUUCUCGCGACUUUCGCAGAUUCCUGGCUUGGCAGAAAGAAAAUGAUCGUCCUGUCGUGCCUCACUAUGUCAGUGUCCGCGUCGCUGGCUGCGGUAUCGCCUAACAUAUUCGUCUACGCGGCGCUCAGAUUUGUGUGCGGGUUUGGUCGGGCGACGGUGGCCACGAGUACGAUUGUGCUGUCGACGGAGAUCGUCGGGAGGAGGUGGAGAGACCGGGUCAGCAACUUCGGGUACUUCUGCUUUACUCUCGGAUUCCUGUCUUUGCCCGGCAUGGCUUAUUUAGGCAGAGGCUCCUCCUGGAGGAACUUGUACAUUUGGACGUCCGUUCCUUCUUUCUGCUACACCGUCCUUAUUUGCUUCCUAAUAAGAGAGUCUCCGAGGUGGCUUUUAAUCCGUGGGCGGAGGGACGAAGCGGUCGAGGCUCUAAAGCGCAUAGCCAAAUCUAACAGGUCGACUGUCGUCGAUUUCACUGUUUCGGACGUUCCGUUCGUCGACGAGGAAAGCGAGCUGAAAAAUGUUGGUGUGUAUUCAGCAUUGAGGAUACUGUGGCAGAAAAAAUGGGCUUCGGCGGAGACUGGCGGGCAGUUAUUGUUGCGUCUCCACGCGUAUCCGGGAGCUAACGGACUCAUUGCUGAUCUCCUUCUUUCUAAUCGGAAAAGUGAACCGCCGAACGUCGACGUUGGCCUUCACGACGGUGAGCGCAGUGUGCAGCGUAUCCUGCGUGUUCCUGCGCGCCAACGGGCUGCAGAUGGCCGCCGAAGUGAUUUCGUUCUCCAGCGCGUGCGCGGCGCUGAACGUGUUCACUAUAUACAGCGUCGAGUUGUUCCCGACGUGUGUGAGGAACUCGGGGGUGUCGAUGCUGCGGAGGAGAGGAGGAGGGCGGUGUCGUUCGGGGUGUUUGGGCUUCUGGUGGGCUGUUGUGGGCUCUUUACUGUUUGUUUGCCGGAGACGAGAGGGAGGGGGAUGAGUGAUACUAUGGAGGAGGAAGAGGACAAGAUGCAUGCCGUGUCAGCUAAUGUGGAUUCCGUGUAGGAGUUUGUUACGGGGGUUUCGGGUGAUUAAUUAAAAGGUUAGUUUGGUAAUUACAACUAAUCUAUUUUGUGACGUAGAGCACCUCAUUUCUCUAUGGGUGGUUCUGAUGUACGUGUGAGGCAUUUUGAAGAUACUGAAGAGAGAGAGAGAGGGAGAGAGAUGCAUACACAUACUGUUUUUGGAACUAUUUUGCGAGUACAAAUUCUAUCAGAACACCCCGCUUAUAGUGAGGUGGUUUGUACCUUUCGGGGCGGCCGAGAGUUAGUUUGGGAAUUCUGAUCAUCGUUUGGGUGUGUAUCUUUCGGAGAAAGUUGUAGGGGAGAUAUAAAAAGUGAAAUGGCAGUAUAUAUAUCUAAGCCUCAAAA
Messenger RNA from Asparagus officinalis (garden asparagus), 2015 nucleotides. Its product is annotated as organic cation/carnitine transporter 2-like. Gene Ontology annotation, molecular function: transmembrane transporter activity. Lineage: Eukaryota; Viridiplantae; Streptophyta; Magnoliopsida; Asparagales; Asparagaceae. The transcript has 2 exons. Bases 238 to 1650 code for a protein of 470 amino acids. Gene Ontology annotation, biological process: transmembrane transport. Gene Ontology annotation, cellular component: membrane. The record is from RefSeq and is a predicted model, not a curated record.